This is a messenger RNA of Chenopodium quinoa (quinoa), 785 nucleotides long. RefSeq lists its product as uncharacterized. The coding region runs from base 46 to 684 and encodes 212 amino acids. Lineage: Eukaryota; Viridiplantae; Streptophyta; Magnoliopsida; Caryophyllales; Amaranthaceae. Gene Ontology annotation, molecular function: nucleic acid binding; zinc ion binding. The record is from RefSeq and is a predicted model, not a curated record. The transcript has 2 exons.
UGGCAAUUAACAGGCAUCCCAUGUAUUCAUGCAUUUGCAUGCAUAAUGGAUCAGAGGGUUGAUGCUGAGCAGUUUGUCCACCCCUAUUACACUAUGGACACUUACAGAGCAGCAUAUGAGCCUGCAAUUCAACCUAUGCCAGGCCCAAAGCAUUGGGAGAGAGUGAACAUGAGAGAGACUCAUCCACCAGCAUUCAAACAGCAGCCUGGAAGACCUAAACAGAAGAAGAGGAAGCUGGAACCUGGGGAGGGAACAUCUGCAACAGGAGGGGAGCAGGGAAGAAAGAGGAGGAAAAGUCAGUGUAGGAUUUGUGGUGGAUUUGGCCACUAUCCCAAGACUUGCAAGGGCCCACAUGAACCUGAACCAACUGAGCAGAGAACUGCAGGAAGGCCUCCUUUAAAUGUACCUUGGGUAGUUGAGCAAAGGAAGAAGAGGGAGAUCAAAGCUGCUAAGAAGAGUGCAAUAGGGGCUGGUCCAAACAGCAUUGGGAAUAGGACUUUUCCCCAAGAGCAACCUGGCUGUGAACCAUUGAGUAAGAGGAAAGGUUCACACAGUCAACAAGGGCAGCCACAAGCCAAGCAUCACACCACCCCCUCUUCCAGCCAACCUGAACCCAAUGCUACUGGAGUGCAGACAAGGAGGGCUAAGCUGCUGACUUCCAGACAAGGAGGGCUGACACAAUGAUGUUUGAAUUGUUUUUCUGAACUUUAGUUGUUGGUUGUAUUUUCUGAACAAUCAGUUGCAAUAUUUGUAGCUUUACUUUUGGGUAUAGGACAAGGAUCCUG